Drosophila biarmipes is the source of this 1693-nucleotide messenger RNA. RefSeq names its product UDP-glycosyltransferase UGT5 (gene Ugt49B2). Bases 27 to 1601 code for a protein of 524 amino acids. The transcript has 4 exons. The record is from RefSeq and is a predicted model, not a curated record. Lineage: Eukaryota; Metazoa; Arthropoda; Insecta; Diptera; Drosophilidae. Gene Ontology annotation, molecular function: UDP-glycosyltransferase activity.
AGUGUUUAAGAUAUACCUAUUGUGUAAUGAUACUUAUUUUGAAGUUGCUUUUCCUAAGCCUUGUGGGCAUUGGAGAUGGGGCCCGAAUUCUGGCACCUUUUUUCCUGCCUGUAAAGAGCCACUUCAUGAUGACAAAUGCUAUUAUAAGAGAACUGGUAAAACGUGGACACGAGGUCACAUUCAUAACCCCCUUAUCGUUGGCCAAGGAAAACCUGGGCCCAAAUUACACGGAAAUUCUACUGCCCCAUUAUGACACAUGGGCAGAUAUAUCUGCAAUGAUGAAGACCACUUCGGCGCUGGAUUUGAUCAACAUGUCGACCAUGACUCAUAUGCACCUGGGCCAACACAUUGGUAUCAAGUCAACGGAUUUUGCACUGGCCCAACCUGAAGUUCAGGAGCUAAUUCACGCCAAGGACAAGAUCGGGAAAUACGAUCUUCUCCUGGUGGAACAGUUCUACAACGAAGGCGCUCUUAUGCUCGGCCACAUCUACCAAAUACCCGUCAUCAGCAUAGCGACCUUUGCCUACGCCAACUACUUCAGCCAAAUCUUUGGCCUUAUAAACCCCUUAUCUUAUGUCCCGAAUGUGUUUUUGUCCUGCACCGAUAGAAUGACUCUGCGGGAGCGAUUGGAAAAUGUCGUGAUAAGCGCUGCUGAGGAUGUGGUUCGGGAAGUGUCCUACUACCCGGCUCAGGACGCCAUUAUCCGGAAGUAUUUUGGCAAGUUAAUGCCGGAAGUGCCGACGGUUAAGCAACUGGAAAGGAACAUCUCACUUAUACUUCUGAACAGCUACAUGCCGCUGACGUCUGCGAGACCAAUGGCCCAGAACAUGAUUUCGGUGGGCGGCCUGCAUAUCCAGCCCCCCAAACCUCUGCCAGAGAGUAUAAAAAAGUUCCUUGAUGAUGCAGAGUUCGGUGCUGUCUACUUUAGCUUGGGAUCCCAAGUGCGCAGCGCUGACAUGCCACCUGAGAAAAUCGAGAUGUUCCUUUCCGUCUUCGCCAGCCUAAAGCAACGUGUCCUUUGGAAAUUCGAAGGCGACCAGUUGUCGAACAUUCCCGACAAUGUCCGGAUUGAGAAGUGGUUGCCCCAGUCAGACAUACUGGCCCACCCGAAGGUAAAGGCUUUCAUUGCCCACGGCGGGCUCUUUGGGACGCAGGAGGCAGUCUAUCACGCGGUUCCGGUGCUCGGAAUGCCCUUCUACUUCGACCAGGCUCUGAACAUAAAGGCGGGCCAAGCUGCUGGGUACGCCAUUGGAUUGGAUUAUCGCACUAUUUCGGAGGAUCUGCUCAAAUCUGCGCUUACUGAACUUCUAACGAAUCCCAUGUACAAAACCAACGUGGAUAAAGCAUCUCGGAUAUUUCGCGACCGUCCCCUUGGGGCCAUGGACACGGCUAUCUACUGGAUUAACUAUGUAAUUGAACACCGCGGAGCUCCGCAUAUGGUGGCAGCAGGAGUUCAUCUCCCCUGGUUCCAGUUUUAUCUGCUGGACGUCUGCUUAAUUUUACUGAUAGUUACUCUACUUCCAUUUUGGACUUUGUACGCCAUUUAUCGAAAGGUGAAGUCCUUGCGAAGGACAGAAUCCUUGGAUAAAAAGGACAAUUAGAAUGAAUGUAAGAUGACGUUGAUGGUUACAUUAAAAAUGAUAUCUCAAACUAGUAGCUAAUUUAUUUAGUCUGCAAAUAAACAAUGAUUGUA